This is a messenger RNA of Arabis nemorensis, 1065 nucleotides long. The record is from the annotation of a GenBank genome assembly. Lineage: Eukaryota; Viridiplantae; Streptophyta; Magnoliopsida; Brassicales; Brassicaceae.
AUGACAAGACGAUCAGGAGAAGAGACAGUAGCUUGGAGGUAUUUUAAGAGAGAUGUUUUGCCACUUUCUGCGAUGAUCGCAGUGGAGUGUACAACGGUUGGAUCAACCACACUGUUCAAAGCCGCGACCUUAAGAGGAUUGAGCUUUUAUGUAUUUGUCUUCUACUCUUAUGUUGUUGCUACGCUUGUCCUUUUUACACUUUCCCUUAUCUUUGGAAGGUCAAGAAGAUUACCUUUAGCCAAAGCUCCUCUCUUCUUCAAGAUUUUCUUACUUACACUUCUCGGGCUCACGUCGCGGAUAGCUGGUUGUAAAGGCAUAGAAUAUAGCUCCCCAACUCUUUCCUCUGCUAUAAGCAACCUUACACCGGCUUUCACCUUCAUGCUUGCCGUCUUCUUCAGGAUGGAACAAGUAAUGUUGAGAAGCUCUGCAACUCAGGCUAAAAUCAUUGGCACAAUAGUAUCUAUAUCUGGUGCUCUGGUUAUUGUUCUUUAUAAAGGCCCAAAACUUCUUUUUGCUGCAUCUUUUACUUCAUUCGAGUCAAGUUGGAUAAUUGGAGGACUUUUGCUCGCUUUACAAUAUGUACUUCUUUCAGUGUGGUAUAUUCUUCAGACUCAGAUCAUGGAGAUAUACCCUGAAGAAAUAAGCGUAGUCUUCAUCUACAACUUCUGUGCAAUGCUAAUCUCAGCACUAGUAUGUCUAUUUGCAGAAAAAGAUUUGAAUUCUUGGAAGCUUAAACCGGGAACCUCACUCGCUGCAGUCAUAUAUUCGGGAAUCUUUGAUACAUCAUUGGGCUCAGUUAUCCACACAUGGGGUCUGCAUUUGAAGGGUCCCGUCUACGUAUCCUUGUUCAAGCCGUUGUCUAUCGCAAUUGCUGUCAUUAUGGCUGCUAUAUUCCUCGGCGAUGCACUUCACCUUGGGAGUGUGAUUGGAUCAGUGAUAUUGAGCUUUGGGUUUUACACUGUGAUUUGGGGAAAAGCAAGAGAAGAUGCAACCAAAAGGGUAAGUGAUUCUGAGCAGUCACUUUUGUCGCCUGCACACAACAGAGAAGAUGAAACCUUAUCAUGA